UCUCUUCAUGGUGGUGUUCAUUUAAAAAUCUACCAUCAUUCGCAUAGGAUUGUGAUUAAUAAGUGUCCGCGGCUCUUGAAAUUUCUUUAGUCAGUCAGAAUCUAUCAAAGAGUAAACAUUUGAUUCGAUCCUUAAAUUCUAUAUUUAAAGUAACCCUCUCUCUCUCACCAAAGUAAAUUCUUUUCUUUUUUUUUCUUCUCAUUGUGGUUUUUUCCAUAUUCUUUUUUCCCUUCUCAAUUUUUCUCUUUUCCUUUUUAUCAAAAUGUCACAUUCAUUUGAACUUUCCAAGAUUGAAUCUAUCACCCGAGACCUAGUUUUAACUAAUGAUCAACUUGAAAAAGUCGCUUCCCUACUUUUAAAUGAGUUCAACGAAGGACUUGGCAAGACAACCCACCCCAGUGCCUCAGUUAAAAUGUUCCCCACUUAUGUGCGUGACGUGCCUAAUGGACGUGGUAAGUACGAGGAAGGUAAAUUUCUGGCCUUGGAUCUUGGUGGAACUAACUUCAGAGUCCUUCUAAUAGACAUAAAUGGUGACAAGUUUCAAAUGGAAAAUGAAAUUUAUGCUAUUCCUCAAGAAAUUAUGCUUGGAACCGGCGAACAGUUAUUUGAUCAUAUUGCUUCCUGUCUUGCUCAAUUCAUCGAGAAACGUGAGAUGAAAACUUGCCGGUUACCUCUUGGUUUUACCUUUAGUUUUCCCUGUAUUCAAGAGGGUUUGAUUCGUGCUAAACUUGUUCAAUGGACGAAAGGUUUUAAAUGUGCAGGAGUUGAAGGUAGAGAUGUAGUCCAACUACUUCGAGAUGCCAUUAAACGGCGAUCGGACAUUGACAUUGAUGUGAUGGCAGUUGUCAAUGACACCACUGGAACUCUAAUGUCAUGUGCCCAUAAAAAUCGUGAAUGUAGGGUAGGACUUAUUGUCGGCACUGGUACCAAUGCUUGUUACAUGGAAAAUCUCGACAAUGUUGAACUAUGGAAUGAGGAAGUAGACGAUCCACGUCAAGUGAUUGUCAACACAGAAUGGGGAGCCUUUGGUGACAACGGAGUAUUAGAUUUCAUCAGAACACAGUGGGAUGAAGAAAUCGACGUCAAUUCACUCAAUCCCGGAAAGCAAUUAUUUGAAAAGAUGAUUUCAGGAAUGUACAUGGGUGAACUAUGUCGAGUCAUAUUAGCUGACCUUACAAAGAGAGGACUAAUUUUUGGCGGGGAAGGAUCAUCAAAACUGUUUACUCCCUGGGGUUUUAAAACUGCUUACAUCUCGUUCAUUGAAAGUGACUCUAAACACAGUUACACCGAAACAAGAAAAGCAUUAGAAGAAUUAGAUCUAACCAACGUUUCAAAUGAAGAUUGUGAAGCUCUUAAACUUGUCUCAGCUAGAGUAUCAACAAGAGCAGCUUACCUGGUCUCUGCAGCGGUGGCCACCAUCCUCAACAAAAUCCGCCGACCUCAUACCACCGUAGGAGUUGAUGGCUCCGUGUAUCGUUAUCAUCCACAUUUCCAUGAUUUAAUGGAAAGAAAAAUCGCCGACCUUGUUCAUCCAGAGUACAAAUUUGACCUAAUGUUAUCCGAAGACGGUAGCGGUAGAGGAGCAGCUCUAGUAGCCGCCGUGGCCGUACGUCAACCAACCAGGUAACCAUCUCAAAUAAUCUAUACAAAGCAGAAAAUUUAACAACAAAAUAAAUCAAUUCAUAUAUAUAUAUAUAAAUAUAAGUGUAUGUGCAGGAAACAUCAUCAACAAAAAAAAAAACAGGUCAAUUUAUCAUUUUUCAUGAGUGCGAAUUCAACAAGAAAACAAAAUUGCAUCAAACGCGUUUAAAAAAAAUCAACAUAAAAUGCUCAUUGUGUUAGGAAUCCAUUUAUAUUAUAUUAUCAUCCAUCAAAACUUUUUGAGUCAUAAUCACAUAUACCUACUUAGUUAUAUAGUUUGUAAUUUGUAUUUAAAUGGUUUUAUAUUAAAUGUUUAUCUCUCUUUAUCUUAA
Messenger RNA from Panonychus citri (citrus red mite), 1973 nucleotides. RefSeq names its product hexokinase-2-like (gene Hex-A). Gene Ontology annotation, molecular function: ATP binding; mannokinase activity; glucokinase activity. Bases 263 to 1627 code for a protein of 454 amino acids. NCBI's taxonomy places the organism in Eukaryota, Metazoa, Arthropoda, Arachnida, Trombidiformes, Tetranychidae. The transcript has 5 exons. The record is from RefSeq and is a predicted model, not a curated record. Gene Ontology annotation, biological process: glycolytic process; intracellular glucose homeostasis; glucose 6-phosphate metabolic process. Gene Ontology annotation, cellular component: mitochondrion; cytosol.